This is a messenger RNA of Opisthocomus hoazin, 1209 nucleotides long. RefSeq names its product glucosaminyl (N-acetyl) transferase 2 (I blood group). NCBI's taxonomy places the organism in Eukaryota, Metazoa, Chordata, Aves, Opisthocomiformes, Opisthocomidae. The record is from RefSeq and is a predicted model, not a curated record. Gene Ontology annotation, molecular function: acetylglucosaminyltransferase activity. Gene Ontology annotation, cellular component: membrane. Gene Ontology annotation, biological process: transforming growth factor beta receptor signaling pathway.
AUGAACAGACUCAGAUACUGCUUCUUCGCUGUCCUGGUUCUCAGCGCUUCACUUCCAUUUGUUUUCUAUGCUGUUAAUUUGCAUGCACAGAAGUCUCUUAGGAGGCUGAACUUCUCGGUGAGUUCAACUUUAGCAGAAGCCUGUAAAGCACUCACUGAAGAUAAGGCGCCCUUUCUGAAGGAAAACACUUUAAAAACAUCAUUCGGAGGAUCCAGUUGCACAGAGUACAUAAUGCAGAACCGCUACAUCACCCGCGCGCUCUCGGCUGAGGAGGCCGCCUUCCCCGUCGCCUACAUCAUGACCCUGCACAAGGAGUUCGAGACCUUCGAGCGGCUCUUCAGGGCGGUCUACAUGCCCCAGAAUGUCUGCUGCGUCCACGUGGAUGCCAAGGCGCCGGCCCCGUUCCGGCAGGCCGUGCGGCGCCUGGUCGGCUGCUUCCCCAACGCCUUCCUGGCCUCGCAGGCGGAGCGGGUGGUCUACGGCGGGGCACCUCGCAUCCUCAAGGCCAAAAUAAAUAACUUCAAAGGGCUAGCCCACAGUCUGAUGAACUGGCGCUACCUGCUCAACGCCUGCGGCCAGGACUUCCCCUUGAAGACCAACCUGGAGAUCGUCCGGCUGCUGAAGGGCCUCAGGGGGAAGAAUGUCACCCCCGGGGUUUUGCAGCCCCCCCACAUCUCCGCACGCACCAGAUACGUGCACAGGGAGCAGCUAUACUCUUUCUUUUCUUUCAUGCUGUGGACAUUCGUGCGCAAGGCGCCUCCGCCCCACAACAUCACCCUCUACUUCGGGUCUGCGUACGUGGCCGUCACCCGGCCCUUCGUGGAGUUUGUGAUGCGGGACCAGCGCGCCAUCGACCUGUUGACGUGGUCUGAGGACACCUACAGCCCCGACGAGCACUUCUGGGUGACGCUCAACAGGAUCCCGGGUGUCCCGGGCUCCAUGCCCAAUGCAUCAUGGGAAGGUGACUUGAGAGCGGUGAAGUGGAUUGAUAUGGAAGAGAGCCAUGGAGGUUGUCAUGGCCAUUAUGUCAGAGGCAUUUGUGUAUAUGGAACAGGUGACCUCAAGUGGCUUUUUAACUCCACCUGUAUGUUUGCAAAUAAGUUUGAGCUUAAAACGUACCCCCUGACUGUGGAGUGCCUGGAGCUGAGACAUCGGCAGAGAACCUUGUCCCAGAGUGAGGUUCAGGUGGAACCCAGCUGGUAUUUUUAG